Brachypodium distachyon (stiff brome) is the source of this 1369-nucleotide messenger RNA. RefSeq lists its product as uncharacterized. Gene Ontology annotation, molecular function: protein binding. The record is from RefSeq and is a predicted model, not a curated record. The transcript has 3 exons. Bases 222 to 1178 code for a protein of 318 amino acids. Lineage: Eukaryota; Viridiplantae; Streptophyta; Magnoliopsida; Poales; Poaceae.
GCCGUGCUUCACAUGGCGGAGAGAGAGGAGGCCAAAGCCAAGCCGUUCCUCUCCACGUAAAUCUCGUCCAAGCGCGCACGUCCGUCCGCCCCGCCCAUAAAAGAGUGACCCGUGUGGUACAACAACCAGCAGAAGCGUCAUCGGCCCGGCCCAGCUGCUGCAUCCCGAGAUCCCUGAGCUCAGCAAACGCGCCAUCUCAACUGAACUGAGGAAGUCAGAGGAUGCUUGUGAGGAGCGCGUCCACGCCGGUGCUCGGCGCGCUGCACGCGUGCCGCGCCGCGGGCGGGCACUCCUCUCCCGCCGUCCACCUCGCGGACUCGUCCCCGACGGUCGCGUACCACCCGCCGGCCAUCUCCUGCAGCCUGUCCUCCGGCGGCGGCGGCGGGUCGGACCACGAGCGCUUCCGCGGGGACGGUGUCAUCGGCGGCAUGCGCCGCACCUGCUCGGACGGGAACCUCUCCGCGCUUGGCGGCGACGACCACCAUCACCACCUCCCGCGGCCCCGGCCGCCGGCGCCGGCGCUGGAGACGAUCCAGUCCUUCGCGGCCCGCGACGGGUCGAUGGACGAGGAAGAAGACGACGACGAUGUGGAAGACGAUGCGACGCAGGAGAUGGUGAGCUUUGGGGGCGGCGGCUCGCUCUCGCAGGAGCACCCGCUGUUCCUGGCCCGCGGGCUCGGGAUCGACCGGCUCGGAUCGGGCCUGCUGGGCACCGACGGCUUCGGCGGCGGCGGCGGCAUGGACGGCGGGGGUGGCGGCUACGCCGUGGCGUCGGGCGACCGAGGGGACCGCUCCGGCAUCGAGAUCCAUUACAAGAAGCUGAUCGAGGAGGACCCCUGCAACGGCCUCUUCCUCAGGAACUACGCGCAGUUCCUCUACCAGGUGAAGGGGGAUCGGCGGAGGGCAGAGGAGUACUACUCGCGCGCCAUACUGGCCGACCCAAACGACGGCGAGCUCCUGUCGGAGUACGCCAAGCUGGUGUGGGACGUGCACGGCGACGAGGAGCGCGCCUCCAGCUACUUCGACCGGGCGGCCAUGGCCUCCCCGCACAACAGCCAUGUCCUCGCCGCGCAGGCCGCGUUCCUGUGGGACACGGAGGAAGGCGAAGAGAGCGGCGGAGCCAUGAGCUACACGGGGAUCGCCGCCGCUCACUCGUCCAUGGCUUCGGCGACGACCUGAAACUGAAACUCUCUGAAGCUGCUGACGCGAUUGCUCGCUUCCUUGUUUCAGUACUAGCUUCCCAACAAUAAUUGUAGCAACUCAUCAUGGCCUGGUCUCCAGCCUGUGUGUACUGUUCUGCUAUAAUGUGCAAGUAGAUUCCAACAUCUCCAGUAUUGCAUUCCUUCGGAUCCCGGAAUCCAGUUUGUUCA